This is a messenger RNA of Lodderomyces jiufengensis, 1317 nucleotides long. It is a transcript of the gene NMT1, whose product is annotated as glycylpeptide N-tetradecanoyltransferase. Gene Ontology annotation, biological process: N-terminal peptidyl-glycine N-myristoylation. The coding region runs from base 1 to 1317 and encodes 438 amino acids. Gene Ontology annotation, molecular function: glycylpeptide N-tetradecanoyltransferase activity. The transcript has a single exon. NCBI's taxonomy places the organism in Eukaryota, Fungi, Ascomycota, Pichiomycetes, Serinales, Debaryomycetaceae. The record is from RefSeq and is a predicted model, not a curated record. Gene Ontology annotation, cellular component: cytoplasm.
AUGUCUGACAAGAAAUCAAUCGAAGAACUUUUAAAGCUUUUAGCUAUGGGAGGGGAAGAAAAACAAGAAGAUCCUCAAAAUACAGAAAAACAUAAGUUUUGGCUGACUCAACCGACUGUUAAAUAUGAAGAAGCUUCAAAAAUAGCAGCAGAAGGACCAAUUGAUAAGAUUAAAACACCGGAUCAAGUUCCAAAUAAUCCAUUACCUUUGAUCGAUCAAUUUGAAUGGUGUACAGUUGAUGUUGAAAAUGAUAAAGAAUUAGAUGAAUUAUAUAAAUUAUUAUAUGACAAUUAUGUUGAAGAUACUGAUGCUACUUUUAGAUUUAAAUAUAGUCAUGAAUUUUUUAAAUGGGCUUUAAAACCACCUGGUUGGAGAAAAGAUUGGCAUACUGGUGUUAGAGUUAAAGAAACCGGUAAAUUAGUUGCAUUUAUUGCUGCUACUCCCGUAACAAUCAAAUUAAAUAAAUCUAAAACGAUAAUAGAUUGUGUUGAAAUAAAUUUCUUAUGUAUUCACAAAAAAUUAAGAAAUAAAAGAUUAGCACCUGUAAUGAUUAAAGAAAUUACAAGAAGAGUAAAUAAACAGGAUAUAUGGCAAGCUUUAUAUACUGGGGGAUCAAUAUUACCAACUCCUUUAGCCACAUGUCGUUAUCAACAUCGUCCAUUAAAUUGGUCAAAAUUACAUGAUGUAGGGUUCAGUCAUUUACCUGCAAAUCAAACAAAAUCAAGUAUGUUAGCACAUUAUGCAUUACCAAAUGAACCAAAAUUAAAAGGGUUAAGGAAAAUGGAAGAGAAAGAUGUUAAAGAAGUAUUGGAGUUAUUACAUAAAUAUCAAGAAAGAUUUGAAAUUGUACAAUUAUUUAAGGAAGAAGAAUUUAAACAUUGGAUGUUGGGACAAAGUGGGGAAUCAAAUGUUAUAAAAUCAUAUGUUGUAGAGGAUUCGCAGGGAAAAAUAACUGAUUUUUAUUCAUACUAUUUAUUGCCAUUCACAGUAUUAGAAAACACACAUCAUGAUGAUUUAGGAAUUGCAUAUUUAUUCUAUUACGCAACAGAUGCUGAAGAAAAUUACAAAACAAGAUUAAAUGACUUAAUAACAGAUGCAUUAAUAACUUCGAAAAAAUUUAAUGUUGAUGUAUUUAAUUGUUUAACAUGUCAAGAUAAUUCAUUUUUCUUAAAAGAUUGUAAAUUUGGUAGUGGUGAUGGUUAUUUAAAUUAUUAUUUAUUCAAUUAUAAAACUUUCCCAAUGAAUGGUGGUAUUGAUAAAGAAACUAAACAAGUUAUAGAUGAUAAAUCAAGUGGAGUAGGUGUAGUUUUAUUAUAA